GUGUUUCUGGUACUUCUGUGGAAAAAAAUGUCACUUUGGACAGUGCAACUCAAGUUGAACUUUCAUGCAGAUUGGACAAGAAAUAUUCUCAUUUGAAAAGUCUUCAAGUGACUUGGAAGAGGGGAAAUGAAACAAUCGGACAUAUCCAUAAAACUGAAAACAGCUGGAGCAUCCAAUUGAGGAUCUUGGAUGACAGUAAGCUGGGAAGUUACAGUUGUACUCUGAAAGGUGAAGAAGAAAUCAGCGCUAUGUUUCAUUUACAAGUACCGAAAAUUGAAGGAAAAGAAAAACCCAUAGUCAGUUAUGAAGGAGAUACAGCUGUAAUGAUUUGUAAAAGUUCUGGCUAUACUCCCAUUGCUUGGACCUGGUAUAUGACCAAUGGCAGUGAACAGAUUGCCAUUAAUGACUCUUUGCUGGCAGACAAGUAUGUAAUUAAUAGAAUAUCUGCCAAUGUAACCCAUCUGAAGAUACUGAAGCUCACCAAGGAAGAUGAUGGUGUAUAUUGGUGUGAAGCUGCUUUUGAACUAGGAAAAAGUAAAGGAAAGCUGAAGCUUAGAGUUCUGUCCCUCAUGGUGCCUCUCAAACCCUUUCUAGCAAUUGUGGCUGAAGUUGUUAUUUUAGUAACAAUUGUUUUCCUUUAUGAGAUGUAUUCAAAAAAGAAAGAGAAAUGUGCACAAGAUGGAAAAGAAUUUGACCAAGUUGAGCAACUUAAAUCAGAAGAAAGCAAUGGUCUGGAAAACAGUAGUGCUAGGCACAGAAAAAUUUGA
Messenger RNA from Pelecanus crispus (Dalmatian pelican), 767 nucleotides. NCBI's taxonomy places the organism in Eukaryota, Metazoa, Chordata, Aves, Pelecaniformes, Pelecanidae. The record is from RefSeq and is a predicted model, not a curated record.